This is a messenger RNA of Capronia coronata CBS 617.96, 1887 nucleotides long. Its product is annotated as glucose 1-dehydrogenase. The transcript is spliced from 6 exons. The record is from RefSeq and is a predicted model, not a curated record. Gene Ontology annotation, biological process: carbohydrate metabolic process. Gene Ontology annotation, molecular function: hydrolase activity, acting on carbon-nitrogen (but not peptide) bonds. Bases 1 to 1887 code for a protein of 628 amino acids. Lineage: Eukaryota; Fungi; Ascomycota; Eurotiomycetes; Chaetothyriales; Herpotrichiellaceae.
AUGGCAGGAGAACCGAAGUCAUUCCUUGGACUUGAAGGACUGCACGUCUUUCUCACGGGCGCUGCGGGAGGAAUUGGAAGUGCUGCAGUGAAAGAAUUCCUGGAUCUGGGAUGCCGCGUUACGACGUUUGAUCGCCGACCAUUGGAUGCGUCCAAGAUAUGCUCCACACCGGAGCAGUCAUCUAGGCUCUUUUCCACCCAGGGCGACCUUACAAUCGAGUCUUCCAUUAGCGAAGCAUUCGAUGCAGCGACAAAGAAAUUUGGCCCCGCAAAUAUCCUGAUUGCCAAUGCUGGGAUCACCGACGAGAGUGCGCAUCCUCCAAUCUGGGAGAUAGAAACAAGUCUGUGGGACAAAGUCAAUGGCAAUAAUGUCAGAGGCACGUUUCUGACCGUGAAGCACUUCCUGCUGUCUGUGAAAAAGGCACAGGAAGCUCAAGGUGCCGAGCUCGAUAAUGUGGCUCUUGUCAUCACGGGUUCCGAGACGGGGAAGUUUGGCCAGGAAGGACACGCAGAGUACGCCUCUGGCAAAGCAGGUUUGCAAUAUGGCCUCGUGCGCACGGUCAAGAACGAGAUCGUGCGGUUGAACUCUAAGGCUCGGAUCAAUGCAGUUGCUCCUGGAUGGGUGAACACGGCCUUGAUUGGCGACCGUCUGGAUGAUCCCAAGGAGAUGUGGGCAGAAUGCCAGGCCACAGUGGCCCUGAAGAAGAUUGCACAACCCGAAGACGUCGCGCGGGCAAUGGCGUUUCUAGCGAGCCACCGAGCUGCCGGUCACAUCUCUGGAGAAUGUAUCUCAGUCGAUGGUGGUAUGGAAGGCCGAAUCAUCUGGAGAGAAGACCAGAUUCUAGGGACCGCGUCAAAGCCCAGCACCACCGAAGGUGUCUCACGCAGUACAGUGAUCCCUGCAUCUCUCAGCCCUCCCAGAAGGAAGAGGCGCCUAAGAAUCUGCCUGUCUGUCGACUUCGAUGCGAUCUCGGGGUAUCUAGGAACUGGACACGACCCGGCCAAUACCUUGUCAGACUACUCCGCUGGCAUCUUCAGCGCAAACGUGGGAGUAGGCAGAUUGCUGCGGUUGUUCAAAAAGCACGGAAUCGCCGACAAGUUGACUUGGUUCAUCCCUGGCCACAGUCUGGAAACAUUUCCUGCGCAAGCGCGCGACGUCGUUGACAGUGGUGCAGAGAUUGGACUCCACGGAUACAGCCAUGAAGGCGCCUAUGCAAUGACUGUGCAGCAAGAGAAGGACGUCCUGGAGAAGUGCAUCGACCUGGUCACCAAGUUGAAGGGUGGGAAGACGCCUACAGGAUACAGGGCUCCCUUGUAUCAAAUCCGCGAAACCACCGUCCAGCUUCUACAGGACCACGGCUUUCUGUACGAUAGCAGCAUGAACGCACACGAUUCGCUCCCUUACUUCCUGCCGAAUCCCUUCCCAGGACAGCCACCGCAUGUGCCGGACUACUCCAAGGAUGCUGGCAGCUGGAUGAUCCCGACACCCAUACCGGAGCAGCCAGCACUCGGUACUGCGGAAGCUGAGAAGGCUCUUGUGGAAAUUCCGGGAAGCUGGUAUACCGAAGACAUGACCCCUCUCGGAUUCUAUCCCUACUCGGCUAACACGCAAGGUUACGUCGGCGUGGAUCUUGUGGAGAAGAUGUGGAUGGAUCGAUUUGAAUGGCUGUGGGAGAAUGAAAGCUGGCUUGAUGAAGAGCCUGGUAAAGGCUAUGGUUCUGUCUACCCGAUGAUCUGGCAUCCGGAAAGCUCAGGCAGGGCGCAUAUUGUCGGGAUGAUAGAUCGAUUUAUCGCUAGGCUGGUCGCUAGAAGGGAUGCGGCGGAAGAGGGCGAGAUCACGUUCGAAACAAUGGAUAGCGUGGCUAGAAGCUGGAAAGACCAUCGAUGA